UUACCCACAAAGCACUGCGCGCGGAUGGCGGAGUGAUAGGAGUCGCAGCUGUGUCCAUUAACCGUUAACCGGCGGAACCGACAGCUGACGGCGGCGACAUGGAGCCGUUCCUGUCCCGGUGUCGCGCGGAGCUUCAGGUGAAUGAAGGAAGGUUUCAUGUUGUUCUUGGGAACGAGGCCUGUGAUCUGGAUUCCAUGGUGUCCGCUCUGGCCUAUGCGUACUUCCUGUCCAAGACGGUGCACGGCGGCGCGCUCGCUCUCCCGCUGUUGAAUGUGCGUCAGUUGGACUUCGUGCUGCGUUCAGAUAAUGUCUUCUUGCUCCGGAAGGCUGGGAUGUCUCCGGACCAGCUUCUGUUCAGAGACCAGAUCGACCUGCAGGCGCUGCAGAGCGCUGGCCGCCUUCAACUAACGCUGGUCGACCACAACGUCCUUCCCAGUUCAGACAACAACCUGGAGGAGGCAGUAGUGGAGGUAAUCGACCAUCACCAACUGGAGAGAAAGCCCUCAGCCUCCUGCCCUGUUACCGUGGAGAUGGUAGGAUCCUGCACCACCUUGGUGACAGAGCGCAUCUUGCAGAUGGCUCCAGAAAUCCUGGACCAGCAGCUGGCUCAGCUUCUCUAUGCGACCAUCCUGGUGGACUGUAUCAACAUGGCUCCUGCUGCGGGGAAGGCCACACCCAAAGACAUUCAUUACGCCGCUGUGCUUGAGGAACGUUUCCCAAAGCUUCCACCACACGAUGUUCUGUUCAGCGACCUGCAAGGUGCCAAGUUUGAUGUCUCAGGUCUGAAUACAGAGCAGAUGUUGCGGAAGGACAUGAAGACGGUUUCAGGCAGUUUGAAUGUCGCUGUUUCUGUGAUCUACAUCACUCUUGAGGAGUUCCUGCAGAAGGCGGACCUGGAGGUGGAGCUUUCACAGUUCUGUAUGCGGUUCAGUUUCGAUCUUGUGCUGCUCAUGUCUAUCAGGUUCAACGCCAAGAACGAACCGUGUCGACAUCUCGCUGUCUUCAGUCACAGCGCCACCUGCAGGGCUGAGAUGAGCCAGUACUUGGAGCAGGUCCGUAACCCCGCUCUUAACCUUUGUCCAAUCAGCAGCCCCCAUCCUCAAAUCACAGCCUACCUCCAAGGAAACACACACGCUUCUCGUAAGAAACUCCUCCCCAUUGUCAGGGACUUCCUGCAGGAUUGUGAUGGUCACCUGGGAGAAGAGGAGGAGGAGUCUCAGGUGCCCCCGACCCCGAUGAACAGCCUGGUGGAGGGUUGUCCGUUAGAUGCCGGCCCGCCCCGGAUCAGCGCUCAGGCCCUGGAAGAGAAGUUUAACAAGAUGGCUGAUGCCAGAAAGUGAUGC
Molecule: messenger RNA, 1343 nt
Organism: Thalassophryne amazonica
Lineage: Eukaryota; Metazoa; Chordata; Actinopteri; Batrachoidiformes; Batrachoididae
Gene: prune1
Product: prune exopolyphosphatase
Exons: 9
Coding region: 99-1340 (413 amino acids)
Cellular component (GO): cytoplasm
Molecular function (GO): exopolyphosphatase activity
Source: RefSeq, a predicted model, not a curated record